This is a messenger RNA of Lobosporangium transversale, 864 nucleotides long. Its product is annotated as carbon-nitrogen hydrolase. Gene Ontology annotation, cellular component: mitochondrion. NCBI's taxonomy places the organism in Eukaryota, Fungi, Mortierellomycota, Mortierellomycetes, Mortierellales, Mortierellaceae. The coding region runs from base 1 to 864 and encodes 287 amino acids. Gene Ontology annotation, biological process: oxaloacetate metabolic process; L-glutamine metabolic process. The record is from RefSeq and is a predicted model, not a curated record. The transcript has 6 exons. Gene Ontology annotation, molecular function: omega-amidase activity.
AUGGCCACCACUUCCACUACCGCUACUCCCUGCAAGCUAGCUCUUAUCCAGCUUGCAGUCACUGCUGACAAGCAAGCCAAUCUCGACAACGCUCGCACUCAUGUCCUCAAUGCAGCAUCCAAUGGAGCCAACCUCAUUGUCUUACCGGAAUGCUUCAACUCUCCGUAUGGAACCAAACAUUUUCCUCAAUAUGCUGAGAGCCUAAAGGAAGGACCUUCUGUCAAGGCAUUAUCCGCUAUGGCUAAGGAUGCGAAGGCAUAUCUGAUCGGGGGUUCGAUCCCGGAGCAUGAUCCUACGGAUGACAAGAUCUACAACACCUGCACCGUUUACAACCCUAAUGGAGAGAUUAUUGGAACACAUCGAAAAGUCCACCUGUUUGACAUCGAUGUCCCUGGGAAGAUUCGUUUCCAGGAGAGUGAAACCCUUUCUGCGGGCAAGCAGCUGACUCAUGUCGACACAGACUUUGGAAAGAUUGGCAUUGGUAUUUGCUAUGACAUUCGCUUCCCAGAACCAGCCAUGAUUGCUGCACGACAAGGCUGCUUCGCCAUGAUUUAUCCUGGUGCUUUCAAUAUGACCACAGGACCAUUGCACUGGGAGUUACUCCAACGUGCAAGAGCUGUCGAUAAUCAAAUAUUUGUUGCGGCAUGCUCUCCAGCCCGUGAUCUCUCUGCUGAUUAUCAUGCCUGGGGUCACUCUACCAUUGUGGGUCCCUCUGGAGAUGUACUUGAAACCAUGGAUGAAAAGCAGGGCAUCAUUUACGCUGACCUAGAUCUUAAGAAGAUGCACGAGUUCCGUCAGAGUAUCCCAUUGAUCACCCAGCGUAGAUUUGAUUUAUACGCUGAUGUGUCCAAGGUGAAGCCUUGA